AUGUCUGCAUCUGAUCAAACACUUGUUUGUGUGAAACAUGUCAAACAAGACAUAAUUCAUGAAUGGGAUGAGAGCAUGCCAUUACCAGGAGACAUCAUUGAAGGAUUCUCAACAGAAAAUAUCGAUGUUGCCGAUGAAUCCUUUUUGCCUCCAAAGACUAGUUUAGAGUUCAGUUCACAGCUUGGUAAGAUCAACAAUUGCGUCGAGUCCAUAUGGAUUAAGGUUAGAAGAGGUGAUAGUUUGCUGAAACUUCAGACCUGUAUUGUUCAACAGAAAGUUUCUGUUCUUAGAAAGAAGUACACUGUACAAGCCAUAACAGAUCGUAGACAUAUCGCGGAUUUAGCCGAUCUAACAUUAAAGCAGUGCAUUGAACUGCAAGAAAUGACAAGGAGAUUAGUGAAUAUGAAGGACAAAGGAUUCCGCAGAGACGCGAUGAAAUAUGAUUGGAAGAUGAAAGUAAAAACCUAUCUGCCUCAUCAAAAUUCCUCAGUUGUAAGUUCCAUUCUAUUCAUGCCACUUGUCAGUGAGCACUGCAUCGAUACCGUUACGGCUAGGUGCAUGGCCUGGUUUAGUGCAGCAAUUUCCUCAGGGGUCCCUCUUGUUUUUGUCAAUAUCCAAACCGAACUGAUACCACCUAAGGAAAAUACCAUUUCUAACCAACAAAUCCAUUACACUACUCAACUAAUUCAUGGUAUAAGGUUAUGGUUUCUACCUGGACUAAACGAAAUUGCGAUAGAAUUGGUCCCUCAACGAAACGAAGCACGCUUUGGAAUGGAAAUCAAGCGAACUGAAGAGGUACAUAAUUGGAUUCUUCUUUAG
This is a messenger RNA of Vicia villosa (hairy vetch), 819 nucleotides long. RefSeq lists its product as uncharacterized. Bases 1 to 819 code for a protein of 272 amino acids. The transcript is spliced from 3 exons. The record is from RefSeq and is a predicted model, not a curated record. NCBI's taxonomy places the organism in Eukaryota, Viridiplantae, Streptophyta, Magnoliopsida, Fabales, Fabaceae.